Messenger RNA from Eutrema salsugineum, 1103 nucleotides. Its product is annotated as protein SHI RELATED SEQUENCE 7. The record is from RefSeq and is a predicted model, not a curated record. Gene Ontology annotation, molecular function: DNA binding; DNA-binding transcription factor activity. Gene Ontology annotation, cellular component: nucleus. The transcript has 3 exons. Bases 37 to 1077 code for a protein of 346 amino acids. Lineage: Eukaryota; Viridiplantae; Streptophyta; Magnoliopsida; Brassicales; Brassicaceae. Gene Ontology annotation, biological process: positive regulation of DNA-templated transcription.
UUUAAAUGAGCUAGCGAGCAAAAAAAAAAACAAGAAAUGGCUGGAUUGUUCUAUCUAGGAGGGAGAGAAGACAGCAAACAAGAUCUUCAUCAUCAAAACAAGGAUAAUAGUGAAGACAAGAGCAAUAACUAUCUUUAUCUAUACAAAGACGAGAUCUACAACAACAACAAGGGUUUUGAGAUUUGGCCACCUCAAUAUUUUCAACACCAACAACAACAAAGUCCUGUGGCUCCUACAACAAAUUUCUACUCUUUUGGUAUGGUCCCAAGUGGUGGCAGCAAUAACAAUAACCGGGGUACUAAUCGGAGUUUGUACUUCAACGUUGUCUCCGAUCAUGAACCGGUGAGAUCCGCUACGGGAGGGUUUACUGUAACAAGGCAAGGAAGCAUGAAUUGCCAAGACUGUGGGAAUCAAGCCAAGAAAGAUUGUCCUCAUAUGAGAUGCCGUACUUGUUGUAAGAGCCGAGGGUUUGAUUGCCAAACCCACGUGAAGAGCACAUGGGUCCCGGCUGCUAAACGCCGUGAGAGACAAGCUCAACUUACUGGUUUGCCAUCUAAGCGGAGCAGAGAAGCUAGCUCAGGCGGUGGUGAUGAUGAUGAUGAUGACAGAGACAAUGGAAAUAGAGGUCAAGGCGGUGGUAGUGGCUCGGCUUUUGCUUGCACUCGUGUGGUUAAUGCUAGCUCUUCAGGGUUAGAGAGUAGUCACUUACCGCCGGAGAUGAGUUUACCGGCGGUUUUCCAGUGUAUGAGAGUCAGCUCAAUCGACGAUGAAGACGAAGAGUAUGCAUAUCAAACGGCUGUGAGCAUCGGAGGACACGUGUUCAAAGGCAUUCUCUACGACCAAGGUCCAUCAGAUCACCGCUACAGCUCAAGCCCCACAGCCACAGCCACCGAGACUUCUCAACACCACCUUAACCUCUUGGCCUCAACCGCUUCAGCCGCCACUACAACCGCCGUGACCGCGAGUAAUAUUAAUAACGCAACGAUUGACCCUUCCUCGCUUUACACUGCGGCGACGACUCCGUUCAACGCUUUUGUCGCCGCCGGUACGCCUUUCUUUGCACCUCCUAGGUCUUGAGAUUGAAGCAUUUUAAAUGUGAAAUC